Trichomonas vaginalis G3 is the source of this 628-nucleotide messenger RNA. RefSeq names its product organellar and viral DNA polymerase type B. The transcript has a single exon. NCBI's taxonomy places the organism in Eukaryota, Parabasalia, Trichomonadida, Trichomonadidae. The annotation marks the transcript as partial. The record is from RefSeq and is a predicted model, not a curated record.
AUGUCAACAAUCGGCACAACAGCAAUACAAACAACUACAGCACCAAACUCUUUAGUCAUGAAUCCUACGUCAAUGUUAGUAGAAAUGAAAAGCUUCAUUCCUUCUUCAUAUACUUUUGAAACAGAAAUCCAGAAGAUAAAGCAAGAACUUUUAACAAGUAAUUUAGACUGUAGUGCGAAAGAUGAAACAAAUGAACAGUAUCUUUAUGAAAUGCAGGACAUUAUUGACCAUUUACCCAAAUUGCCUGAAAUCCAACAACAAAAACUCACUAUUCCUGAAUUCGACGAAAUAGAAGUCAAAGCAACUGACUCAGUAGAAAUAAAGAAGUUCAUUCGUAAGGUAAACUAUGAGUUUCUAGGAUUUCAUUGCAACCAUAAGGUUAUGGAAAAAGAUUGCGACAUGGUAUAUAAGAACAUCUCUGACAUAUAUAAAUCUGAAGAAUUUAAGACCUACGACAACUUUGUUUCGUUAGUUGCUGAAUGUGUAUGGCAGAUAAGAGAUAAAGAUAGAAGAGGCAAAGUAUGGAACAAACAAAUAAGACCCGCUAUGUUUGAGAUGAAGAGAGCAAUUGACGCUUUAGUUGUUUUAGCAGGUAAGGUUUCAGAAUAUAACGCAAAGAUGAAUCCGC